CGCUCAUGUACGCGACAUCUUAGAGAGCAUCUCCACUCGUUAACCAAUUUUAAACUCAAACUCAAGUUUGAGUAAAAACUCCUUAAAUCACAACUUCACUCCUUACCCAAACCCAUACCAAAUUUGUGGUUUACUCAAACUUUCCCCCAAUUUGGUCCUUCAUCAAAUCCUUCACGGCUGCUUUGUGGUGGUGUUUGUCGCCGGAAGUACCCCGCCGCAGCCGCCGUCGUCAACUCAAGCAGGGAUACGUCGCCGGAAGCGGGUUGUGCUCGUCAUCGUCAACCAUUACCCGACUUAAACCUGACUUGUUGCAGCUCCGGCGACGUUGAGCGGCGGAGGACGGUGGUUAGGGCUUCAAAUUUGAGCCAAGGGCUGGAUACUCUCGUACCAAACCAAGCUUUGACCCAAAAUUUCACUCAAAUUUGAGUGAGAUGCUCUUACUCCGACAGCCAUUAUUCUUUUUUUCUUUGCUUUUUUUUCUUUUUUUCCAUAGAGAGUGUUUCCCCGCCCUUCUCUCUCCAGUCCGUCCCAUAUCUCCACGAGUGUUUCUCUCUCUUCCCUCUCUGAAAUUCUCUGGACCUGGGUUUUGAACACUCUCAAUGAAAUGGACACCACCCCCUCCAAAAACCCUACUCUGCACCCUUGUACAACCACUCAUGGCCAAAACAAACCCACCUCAGAUUUUACCCUACGCACCAAUCUUCGAGCUCCUAACCGGCCACAAGAUUCCCAACUCCCUCAACCUCGGCCGCCAAGCUCACGCCCACAUGCUCCUCCGCGGCCUCCACCCCACCGCCUUCGUCGCCGCCAAAAUUGUAGCAAUGUACGCCAGCUCAGGUGAUUUAAACUCCGCCGCACUUACAUUUGCUCACAUCACUCACCCAUCAUCUUUGUUAUGCAAUUCCAUUAUUCGGGCUUAUACUGUUUGCGGAAAGUUCAAGAAAACAAUCGAGACUUACUUCAGAAUGCACUUGAUUGGUUUGAAAGCUGAUUACUUUACGUACCCAUUUGUGUUGAAGUCGUGUGCGGACUUGUCGCUGGUAGGCUUUGGUAGAUGCGUUCAUGGGCACGGUUUGAGAGGAGGGUGGGGUUUUGAUAUGUAUGUUGGGACUUCUUUGAUCGAUUUUUAUGUGAAAUGUGGCGAAUUGAGUGAUGGGAGGAAGGUGUUUGAUGAAAUGCCUGUGAGAGAUGUUUCGUCUUGGAAUGUGUUGAUUGCUGGUUACAUGAGUGACGGAAUGAUAUCUUACGCGGAAGAUUUAUUUGGAGGGAUGGGAGAGAGGAAUGUUGUGUCGUGGACCGCGAUGAUAUCAGGGUACACUCAGAACGGGUUUGGGGGACGGGCUUUGUGUUUGUUUAAUGAGAUGUUGGAAGAGGGGUCGGAGGUGAAGCCCAAUUGGUUGACAGUUAUGAGUGUGCUCCCCGCGUGUGCCCAAUCGGCUGAUCUUGAGCAAGGUAGACGAAUUCACAAGUUUGCUAGUGGGGUUGGUUUAGACUCGAAUCCUUCUGUGAAAACGGCACUAGCUGCAAUGUAUGCUAAAUGUGGGAGCCUCUCUGAUGCCCAUAUCUUAUUUAUGAGCAUGCCUGCAAACAAGAAGGGUUUGGUUGCUUGGAAUACCAUGAUUACGGCGUAUGCUUCCCAUGGAUAUGGAAUGGAAGCUGUGUCAACUUUUAAGGAUAUGAUAAGAGCUGGGGUUCAACCUGAUGAAAUCUCAUUUACUGGCUUGUUUUGCGGAUGCAGCCAUUCUGGUCUGGUUGAUAUUGGCUUAAAAUAUUUCAACUGCAUGACUGCAGUGUAUUCAGUAGAACCUAAGCAUGAAAAUUAUGCUUCUGUUGUGGAUCUUUUAAGCCGUGCUGGCCGAUUAUUGGAAGCAAAGCAGCUUAUUUCUCAAAUGCCGAUGCAAGCAGGACCAAGUAUCUGGGGUGCAUUGUUAGCUGGUUGUAGAAAACACAGGAACUUGGAGAUAGCAGAGAUAGCAGCCAGAAAUCUCUUUGUAUUAGAACCGGAGAACAGCGGGAAUUAUGUUCUGCUCUCAAAUAUGUACGCAGAUGUUGGAAUGUGGGAAGAAGUAGACAAUUUGAGAGCUCUAUUGAAAGCUCAGGGUCUGAGGAAGAAUCUAGGGAGCAGUUGGGUUGAGAUCAAUGGGAAAAUGCACUUGUUUCUUGGAGGAGAUACAUCUCACCCGGACUCGAACAAAAUUUACUUGUUGGAGGCAUUUCCGGAGAAGAUUAAGGCAGCCAGUUACUAACCGGAAAUAGUUUUGUGUUGCAUAUUAGUCAGGAAGGGAGAGAAUAUUAGCCACAGAGUCACAGUGAGAAGCUGGCGAUUGCAUUUGGGCUUCUUAGUUCUUAACACCAGCCCAGAUAAAGUUUCAUAGAGUGACGAAAAACCGUUGGAUCUGUGGUGACUCAUGAAAUUUGUUUCGCAAGUCUACAUGCGGGAAAUCAUUGUAAGAAUUGUACAUCUGUUCCAUCAUCUUACAGAUGGGGUUUGUUUCUGUUGAAACUAUUGGGGAUUAAAAGGACGUGCUUUCUAAGAUUUUUUUUCCUACUUAACAAAGUACUGAUCUCCUACUGUCAAGUGAACUUGUACAAUUUGGUUGGAUAAGGCUGCAUAAUCAGAGAGCUUGUUUAGGAAGUCAAGGCACACAUAGUAAGGUGCAGCUUGGUUUUGAUUAAAAUUUGAUUCAAUUCUUUUGGUCCUUAUGGAUGAGAUGGCGGCCUCAGAAUAUGAAGGCGGCUUGGUACACCGGUCACUUGUUUUUAGUCUUAUCACCACUUUGAGAAGCUAGCCACUGCCAAUAAUAAUAAUUCGUUUAUUAAUUGGUGGGAGAACCUUCAAUUCUAUGGUGACUGUUGUGUAGCCAUGAAGGCUCAUUUCGACUUUUGGAUAAUUGGUGGAUAGGUUAUGUUUUUAUGUUAGUGACACAUUAGCAUGCUUUUUAUUGAUCUAUUUGAAUUUUGGUGAUUAACAAACAACAAUGUUAAUACGAGUGGAGUCGAUUAUGAAUUG
Molecule: messenger RNA, 3010 nt
Organism: Rhododendron vialii
Lineage: Eukaryota; Viridiplantae; Streptophyta; Magnoliopsida; Ericales; Ericaceae
Product: pentatricopeptide repeat-containing protein At5g56310-like
Exons: 1
Coding region: 600-2246 (548 amino acids)
Biological process (GO): RNA modification
Molecular function (GO): protein binding; RNA binding
Source: RefSeq, a predicted model, not a curated record